Penicillium robsamsonii is the source of this 261-nucleotide messenger RNA. RefSeq lists its product as uncharacterized. Lineage: Eukaryota; Fungi; Ascomycota; Eurotiomycetes; Eurotiales; Aspergillaceae. Bases 1 to 261 code for a protein of 86 amino acids. The record is from RefSeq and is a predicted model, not a curated record. The transcript has a single exon.
AUGGGGUCGGCCCGCCACCCGAGUCGCAUUACGCCCCCCAAAGCGAAGCGGGGUCCAGCAACUCCUCUCGAGGAGCUGGGGGCGCAAACCCGUGGGGCAAUGGCCACAUUGGUCGCAUCUAGAACGAUGGAUGCGAGCCAAACGGAAAGAGGAAACAAAGGAUACGAUCAACGAAAAGGAGACCAACCAACAGGGUAUCGUCGAGCGAAUUACUCGUACAAGAAAGACGUCCCCGUUGGCCAUGGUGCCAGUGGGCUAUGA